AUGUCCAUAGCAUCAUCUCAUGGGUCCAGCGUCGACUGGACUGGGUACGGACCUCCUUCACCAUCCGAUGCAAUCAGAGACGGUCUGUCACGGCUACGCCUGGACCAGGCAUCAUCAGACUUCGCUUUCGUUGCUCAUGGCCAGGAGUGGAAAGUUCAUAAGCUCGUUCUGUCCAUGCACUCCGAUGUUCUCUACAAGAUGAGCAGUAACGGAGAAUUCCCAGAUUCUAGAGCUGGCCGCACUACGCUACAUGGCCUCGAAGACAAGCCUUUCGACGCCCAUUAUGUCCAGGCACUCGUUAUGUACAUGUAUGAGCAGCGGUUGGUAACUCCGUGGACUCGCAAGAGCGUCUUCUUUGGACAGGCCAAAUGCCAUGGUUGGAGCGAGACCAGGGCAAGAGAAGACGCCGAGACCGCUGUAUUGAACCAGGGUGCUGAUCUUCCAGCCUCUAAUGCUGACAGUGCAGUACCACCUGACGAUGGGGAGGAGAAACCAAAAGAGCCGGUCAUCCAUGGCGAUUGCGUCUAUCACCCUACCGAAGGUCUCGACUUCUUGAUCACAAUGGCCAACAUGGCUCAAAUGUACAACAUCCCAGCGCUGAAGUACAUGGCUGAGCAGGUAGUGGAUGAGUACCAAGACUGCCUGAUGCCAGGCAAGCUCGAUGCUGUCGUCGAACGGAUUUGUACCGCGGGCACUGUGACGGAACGCAUGCGAAAGCUCGUGGUGAAUGCAACAGCAUCUAAGCUUGGAAGAUUCCACAAGACUGGCACUCUUGACGACCACCCAGAAUUCAAGGAAAGAGUGUUCCAGAAAUUGGGUAGGGAUGAUCAUCGGCGCAUCGAGAGAGAGAAGAAGGCUGAAGUAGCGCGCGAGGCAGCAACUCGUCGGCGUAAUUCUGUUGAAAGUACCUGGCCAACACGGGUGUGGUAG
Fulvia fulva is the source of this 930-nucleotide messenger RNA. RefSeq lists its product as uncharacterized. The coding region runs from base 1 to 930 and encodes 309 amino acids. The record is from RefSeq and is a predicted model, not a curated record. Lineage: Eukaryota; Fungi; Ascomycota; Dothideomycetes; Mycosphaerellales; Mycosphaerellaceae. Gene Ontology annotation, molecular function: protein binding. The transcript is spliced from 4 exons.